Molecule: messenger RNA, 516 nt
Organism: Pteronotus mesoamericanus
Lineage: Eukaryota; Metazoa; Chordata; Mammalia; Chiroptera; Mormoopidae
Product: annexin A2-like
Exons: 1
Coding region: 1-516 (171 amino acids)
Cellular component (GO): cytoplasm; plasma membrane; nucleus
Molecular function (GO): cytoskeletal protein binding; virion binding; cadherin binding involved in cell-cell adhesion
Source: RefSeq, a predicted model, not a curated record
AUGUACAAGACUGAUCUGGAGAAGGACAUUAUUUCUGACAUAACGGGUGACUUCCACAAGUUGAUGGUUGCCCUCACAAAGGGUAGAAGCGCGGAAACUGGCUCUGUCAUUGAUUAUGAGCUGAUUGACCAAGAUGCCCGUGAUCUCUAUGAUGCUGGACUGAAGAGGAAAAGAACUGAUGUUCCCAAGUGGAUCAGCAUCAUGAUCAAGCAGAGCAUGUGUCACCUCCAGAAAGUAUGUGAAAGGUACAAGGUGGAGAGUGUCAUGAAGGAAGUCGAAGAAAACCUGGCAAAUGCUUUCCUGAACUUGGUCCACUGUAUCCAGAACAAGCCCUUGUAUUUUGCUAACCUACUGUAUGACUCCAUGAAGGGCAAGGGGACACAUGAUAAGGUCUUGAGCAGAAUCUUGGUCUCCUGCAGAGAAGUGGACAUGCUGAAAAUCAGGUCUGACUUAAUGAAAAAGUACAGCAAGUCCCUGUACUAUGACGGCCAGCAAGACAACAAGGGCGACUGCUAA